Molecule: messenger RNA, 315 nt
Organism: Rangifer tarandus platyrhynchus (Svalbard reindeer)
Lineage: Eukaryota; Metazoa; Chordata; Mammalia; Artiodactyla; Cervidae
Source: the annotation of a GenBank genome assembly
AUGGAGCAAUGGGAGAGGGCAUACAGUGUGAGGAUCUUGGCAUUGCGUGUAGAGGGCGUCUACUCUGGACAGGAGUUAAACAACCAAGUAAUCACAGUACACGAAGUGUCAGCAGGUCCACGUCAACCGCCUCUGUGUCAUCAGAGCUCACAGUGUUUGAACACGAGGCACAAUGAACAGAGUCAUAGUGUCCAGAGAAUGGAGGCUAUGCGUGGGUCUGGUUACAUGAGCUCCCAUUUGCUGAGGCUGGCAAGUGACUCCCACGUACAGCACCAUCCCUUCCGGAGGCUAACCAGCCACCUGGUGGCAAGUUAA